CGCCAAUACACGCGAAGUGGAGUGGAAUUUGCGGUGGUGGCAAGGAUGGAUUGAUUUUUGCGACUUGGAAAUAAUUUUUCCGGGUAGAUUGAGUUUUGUUUUCUACCUCCAUCUCCUGCUUCGCGGCGCUGUUUCUCUAGUCUGUUAUAGUUUGUCUAGACUCUAGGCACAACAUUUCUCGCUGGCUCAGACAACAUUAUCCAAGUCACUGCGCUUCAUUAGCUCAUUUCCCCCUACCUUCAUUCAGCAAUAUCGAAAUCCUAUUGUCGAAAUGGAAAUCCGACAAUCCCUCACAGUUGAUGACUUAAGAUCGCACAAUUCUCCUUCCGAUUGCUGGAUCGCUAUAUCGUCUAAGAUAUGGGACGUUACAGAGUUUCUGAACGACCACCCAGGUGGUCCUGAAGUUAUCCUCCAAUACGCCGGACUCGACGCAACCUCUGCCUACAACUCCAUCCAUGCCCCAGGAAUGCUCGAAGAAACUCUCUCGACAGACAAAUUCAUUGGCGACCUGUUACCCUCAAACGACAUACCUCCAAAAUCUACAAUUCUGGAAGCUGCCGCCGCAGAGUUCCGCGCUCCCCGCAAACCCUCAAUCCAGCUACCUUCUCAAAUUCCAAUCGCCUACGAAAAACCGGGGUUACAUACUCUAAUCUCCGCCGCAGACUUCCAAAACGUAGCAUCCAGGACCCUAACACCAAAAGCGUGGGCUUUCUAUUCCUCCGCCGCAACAGACCUCGUCACACACACGCAAAACAAAGCGCUUCUUCGACGCAUAAUGCUCCGCCCUCGUAUCCUACAGGACGUCACAACCGUUUCUACAAACCGGAAAAUCUUAGGGUGCUCCUCCACGGUUCCAUUCUUCAUCUCCCCUGCGGCAAUGGCCCGCCUCGCACAUUCAGAUGGAGAAUUAGCGCUAGCAAGGGCCGCCGGUACAGAGGGUAUUAUCCAAUGUAUCAGCAGUAAUGCAUCAUACCCGCUUUCCGCAAUCGUGGAAGCAGGGAACGCCAGUCACGGUCAGCCUCAGAGUUUCUUCCUCCAACUCUAUGUCAACGUCGAUCGGUCCAAAACUGCAGACCUCCUCCGCAAAGCUGUAUCCCUCGGCGUAAAAGCGGUAUUUGUAACUGUUGACGCGCCCGUGCCAGGGAAGCGCGAGGCUGAUGAGCGGAUUGCAGCGGAGGCGGUGGCGAGUGCGAUUAGUGGCGCUAUGGCGAGUAAUGAUAAGAAAGGUGGGGGGAUGGGGAGGUUGAUGGCGCAGUAUGUCGAUAAGAGUCUUGUGUGGGCGGAUAUUGCUUGGAUAAAGGAGGUUAGUGGCUUACCGGUUGUGCUGAAGGGCGUGCAGAGUGCGGCGGAUGCAGUGAUGGCAGCGGAGUAUGGGUGUGAGGGGCUCAUGAUAAGUAACCAUGGAGGACGGUCAUUGGAUGGUGCACAACCAAGCAUUCUCGUCCUUAUUGAACUCCACCGCGUCUGUCCCGCCAUCUUCUACAAACUCGAAAUCUAUAUUGACGGCGGAUUCGAGCGCGGAUCGGAUAUCCUGAAAGCUAUUGCGCUUGGGGCGACGGCCGUUGGGAUUGGGAGACCGUAUUUGUAUUCUUUGGCAUAUGGGGAGGAGGGCAGCGAACACCUCACACAGAUAUUAAAAGACGAGCUAGAGACUUCGAUGCGUCUGUGUGGGAUUACAGAUAUCGAUCAGGCGCAUCCGGGAUUGGUGAAUACCCAGGAUGUGGAUCAUCUUGUGGCAACUGGGGUUGGGCACCCAUAUAUCCAAUGGAGGCCCAAAGCGAAAAUAUAG
Messenger RNA from Lindgomyces ingoldianus, 1789 nucleotides. RefSeq names its product cytochrome b2. The record is from RefSeq and is a predicted model, not a curated record. Gene Ontology annotation, molecular function: heme binding; oxidoreductase activity. NCBI's taxonomy places the organism in Eukaryota, Fungi, Ascomycota, Dothideomycetes, Pleosporales, Lindgomycetaceae. The transcript has 4 exons. The coding region runs from base 272 to 1789 and encodes 505 amino acids.